AUGAAUUAUUUAGCAGUGCAGUUUUUAGUAUUUACAACAGCACUAUGUGGUUCAUCUUCCUCAAGAGUUCUAGAAUUAAGUGAUAAAUUUAUCGACAUUAGCAAUGAUGGCAUGUGGUUCGUUAAAUUUUAUGCACCGUGGUGUGCCCACUGUCGCAGGAUAGAGCCGAUCUGGGCCCAUGUCGCCCAAGCACUUUACAAUAGCCCUAUCAAAGUGGCGAAAGUUGACUGUACUCGUUUUACAGCGGUAGCAUCACACUUCAAAGUUAGAGCAUACCCUACAAUAAUGUUCAUCAAAGGAUCUUUCCGUCAUGAAUAUGUAGGUGAAAGACAGAAAGAUGAAAUGGUGAAUUAUGCUAUGCGUAUGUCCCAACCAGCAGUGCAACGGUUAUCUGCAGUAGACAGCUUGAGUGAUUUAAAAGAUUCACAUUCUGUCUUUUUUGGAUACAUAGGGAAACAGCAAGGACCACUUUGGGAAAUGUUUAAUCUACAUGCUGAGAAAUAUCAACCACACUCAUGGUUUUUUGCAAUGUCACAUGAGUUAGUGAAAAAUGAGUUGAAACCAAAGAAUGGAACUUCAGUAUUUGUGUAUAAGGAGGGUGAAGCCUUCUUUUUUGAAGCACAUGAAGACAAAGAGGCCUUAAACAACACAUUGGACAAAUGGAUAAACACAGAGAGAUUUGGAUUUUUCCCCAGAAUAUCAAGAGCAAAUUUAAAUGAACUAAUGGAUCUAGAAAAAUAUAUUGUAAUUGCUAUUGUCUCUGAAAAUAAACUAAAUGAAAUUACUCAAACAGAACGAGAUUUUAAGGAUAUGAUUGAGAACAUUAUCAAAAAAAGAAAACGGCACCUCCAUGAGAGAUUUCAGUUUGGUUGGAUGGGUUCUCCGGAGUUAGCAAACUCUAUUGCCAUGUCUGAACUAACAGUACCUAAUUUAUUGGUCCUGAAUUCUACAACAGGCCACCACCACAUUCCAGAUGAUGACCCUGUGCUUAUGACUCCAGAAGCGGUCACAAUAUUCUUGGAUCAAAUACACAACCAAAUAGCCCCAACGUAUGGUGGUAAUAGCUGGCCUGUUCAGUUAUAUCGAGGGUUUUUUGAAGCUAGAACUACAUUGACAAGUAUGUGGCGUGGUAAUCCAGUAUUGACAGCGCUAGUAUUUGGGCUACCUCUCGGAUUUUUGUCUCUUAUAUGUUAUUCAGUCUGCUGUGCUGACAUACUUGAUGCAGAUGAGGAUGAAGCCCCGGAAACUCACGAGAAAAAGGACUAG
Arctia plantaginis is the source of this 1266-nucleotide messenger RNA. Lineage: Eukaryota; Metazoa; Arthropoda; Insecta; Lepidoptera; Erebidae. The record is from the annotation of a GenBank genome assembly.